Molecule: messenger RNA, 1356 nt
Organism: Nymphalis io (European peacock)
Lineage: Eukaryota; Metazoa; Arthropoda; Insecta; Lepidoptera; Nymphalidae
Product: lipase 3-like
Exons: 5
Coding region: 19-1248 (409 amino acids)
Biological process (GO): lipid metabolic process
Molecular function (GO): hydrolase activity, acting on ester bonds
Source: RefSeq, a predicted model, not a curated record
UUUUGAUAAUCUAACACAAUGCCGAUUACCUUGUCAAUGUUCAAAAUUUUUAUAAUAAUUUAUUUAACUUAUUUCGUAUAUGCUGAUGAAGAAAUUCUUAACAAUAUUAACUUUAAUGAUGUAGAUGAAGACGCUUCGCUGGAUACUUUUAGUCUCGUAAGAAAGUACGGCUAUCCAUGCGAAAUUCAUCGAACGUACACGGAAGACAAAUAUGUUUUGGAAUUGCAUAGGAUACCUUUUGGGAUGCAAAAUAGCACUGAAGAAAACAGGCCAGUUGUAUUUUUACAACACGGCCUCUUGUCCUCAUCUGCAGAAUGGGUACUGAUGGGACCAGGAAAGGGACUGGCUUACAUUUUAGCAGACUCGGGUUAUGACGUCUGGAUGGGAAAUGCCAGAGGCAAUACGUACUCACGGAAGCACGUGUCAAUUAAUCCAUCUUCCUCAGCCUUUUGGCAGUUCAGCUGGCACGAAAUAGGCUACUAUGAUCUACCAGCUAUGAUCGACUACGUGUUAAACGAGACAGGAGUCGCUAAGAUUCAGUAUGUUGGAUUUUCGCAGGGAACAACUGCAUUUUUUGUGAUGACUUCAACCAAACCAGAAUAUAACAAUAAAAUUAAAGCUAUGCAAGCAUUAGCACCAGUUGCAUUUGUUGGAAACAUCAGAAGUCCUCUAAUAAGAGCUCUCGCACCAUUUACAAACUCUUUGGAGAUAAUAUUCAAAUUAUUAGGUCAAAACGAGUUUUUAGCGAACGGUAAGAUCAAUGAAUUAGCUGGUAAAAGGUUUUGCCUCGAAGAAGCUAUAACGCAAAGUCUUUGUACCAACGUGUUUUUUCUUCUGUGUGGAUAUAAUGAGGCACAACUAAAUAAGACAAUGCUUCCAGUGGUCCUAGGUCACACGCCAGCCGGUGCGUCAACGAGACAAAUGAUUCAUUUCGGUCAGCUGUACAAAUCGAAGAAGUUCACAAAUUUCGACCACGGUUGGAUAUCUAAUAAACGAAUAUAUGGCACUUUUACUCCACCGGCGUAUAAUUUAAGUGCAAUAACCGCACCGAUUUAUUUACACUAUGGCGAUAAUGAUUGGCUAUCGAGCUCGAAUGACAUAGAUAAAUUACUGCUCGGAAUAGAAUCGGUGGUCGGAAAAUACAGAGUGCCGCUAAAUAAAUUCAACCAUUUAGAUUUCAUAUUCGCUAUUGACGCUAACAAACUCCUGUAUAGACGUAUGAUGAAAAUUAUGUCUCGUUUCGCAUGAUAUUCUUCUAAUGAUAUUAAAACGAUAGGACCAUAUCUAAGUUUAUUACAUACAAGCACAAAUCAAUUUACACCAUUUUCAUUGUUUUCUUUAUCAUAAAACAUCUGU